This is a messenger RNA of Moneuplotes crassus, 1370 nucleotides long. The record is from the annotation of a GenBank genome assembly. NCBI's taxonomy places the organism in Eukaryota, Ciliophora, Spirotrichea, Euplotida, Euplotidae.
AAUGAACUUGAAGCCCUUAGAUCUAUCUCGAAGGAGAGAUUUAUUAGAGUCCAACACAAUAGAAAAUAUAGAGAAGGCUCUUGAGGAGCAAAAUGCUCCUAAAAUAGCAGAGACUCAGAGAGCUCUUAGCCCAAUUUUACUCUUCAAGUCUCCCCCUCGGAUGAAUAAUCUGCUCACUUUGACACAGAAGGAUCAAUUCAGAAGUACUCAGUAUCUUCGUACGCGCUCACAGGCUUCAAAAGUGAAUUACCAGAAAGUAAUCAUCCAAAAAUUAGAGAAAUCUGAGGCCAUGAAUUCAGAUCUGAAAUUGAAAACAAAAUAGAUAUGAAGACAGAAUCCAGGAGCUUGAGUCUGAAGUCAUAGUUCUAAAGACAAUCAUAUCUGAAGAAUGACUUGAUAAUUACAACUCAAUAAUUAAAGAGAAUGAAAAGCUUAAGUCUGAAAAUAUCAAAAUGAAAGCUUUUCUAGCAGAUUAUGGUCUAAAAUGGCUCAAUAAUGAUAUCCAGAAGGGAGAUUUCAAGGUCCAAGCUUUGCUAGAUGACCUCAACCUCGCCAAGGACGACUUGAUGUACAAUUGGGAUACCAAGACAUUUAAUCUCCUGGAUCUAGAUGCCAUUAUUGAUAAAGUUGAAACCUUAAAUAAUAGAUUUACCAGAGGUUUCAGACAAGUGUCAAAGAAGGAUAAGGAAGAUGGUUCUGAUGUAAUCAAACUCAAGUUCUACAAGAAUGGGUUUAAAGUAGGAACUCUGAAGUACUUCAGUUAUACUUCCAAAGAGGCGCAUAGCUUACUUAGAGAUAUUAUCAACGGAUACCUUCCGACUUUCUUAAAGAACAUUUAUCCUGAAGGGACACUUAUGACAGUAGUGAAUAAAAAUUCUGAAGACGACAUUGAGAAAGAAAUGGAGAUGGAAAGGGAAAAGAAGAAAAAGGAAAUAGAAGCAAAAAGAGCAGAGAGAAAAUAAAAUAGAAAUGGAGAAGAAAGCCAAAGAAGAAGCCAAGGCCAAAGCUAGAAGAACCAUAAAAGUUCCUACCCCAUUUGAGAACCUUAUUAAGGUAUCUAAAAGUGCAGCCAAGAAAGUGACUGUUUUAAAGAUACGAACUGUCACUUUGAAGACUCAACUGGUAAUCAAAUUAUCAAAGACAGAGAAAGUUAAAGCUAUUUUUGACCUUGUUGAUAAAUACAGAGAUGAUAAUUCUGAAGAAGAAUAUGAGCUACAUACUGUCUUUCCCAUCACAGAGUUCAGAAGGACGGAUCCUAGAACACUUGAAGAGCUUGGUUUAUACCCUGAAAGAGCACUGUCAAUGCAUUAUGUGUAGAAUUCCAGUAGUUCUUUUGAAUUCUAAAUUCAUAUAAUUAGCAUCCAAAUUCA